CAGUUCAUUUCAAAAUACCCGAGUACAUCACUCAACUGGAAAAUUUAAGAUGUCUUCGAUUAUUUUUGAAGAAACAAUUGGAGUUCAUAAGAAGUAGGUGCCUGCCAAUUCAUCAUGCCCCAUACUGGCAUCCUUGGAAGUUGGGAGGACCCAGAAUGUGGAGUUCAGAGAACCACGAACUGCUGAUUUGCCGUGAAGCGACUGUAUAUUUGGACACCUGGGGCUUGACCAGUGAAAGAAAAUGGCUCAAAUACUUGUGUAGAGACUCAUGGAAGUGACAGGCCGGAGCUGAAUUUAUUUUUACAUGGUUGUCAGUUCACCCAACAAGAUGGAUACUUUUACUAACAUCCUUCCACUUGGUGGAGAUAGUGGGCCCGCUUCUUCCCAAUUGGAGUUCCAAAAAAUGUUAAUUGAUGAGCGAAUGAGAUGUGAACAUCACAAAGCUAAUUACCAAACUUUGAAAGCUGAACACACAAGGUUACAGGAUGAAUAUACAAAAUCACAGAAUGAACUCAAACGAUUGUUAAAUGAAAAGCAAACUCUCCAGGAAAAAUUUCAGUUUCUUCUUGCUGAAGUAAGAGGUGAAUUGCUAGAUAAAACUAAAGAUCUGGAAGAACUGAAAAUGCAGGUCUUAACACCACAAAAAUUGGAAUUACUGAAAGCACAAAUACAACAGGAAUCAGAAGCCCUUAUGAGGGAACGUUUUCAAAAUCUAGAUGAAGAAGUUGAAAAGUAUAGAGCUGAAUACAACAAGCUUCGUUAUGAGCAUACUUUACUCAAAUCCGAAUUUGAACAUCAAAAAGAGGAGCAUGCACACAUUUUAGAAGAGAAAAAAAUAAAAUAUGAAUCUGAGAUUGCAAGACUGGAUAGAGAUAAAGAAGAAUUGCAUAAUCAACUACUUAGUGUUGAUCCCAUAAGAGAGAGCAAACGAAUAGAGAAACUUCUAAGAGAAAAGGCCCAAUUAUACCAGAAAUUGAGAGGUUUGGAUGCUGAAGUAGCAGAAUUGAGGGCUGAAAGAGAGAAUUCUGGUGCUCAACUAGAAAACGUCCAGAGACUACAGGUGCGGCAGAUGACUGAGAUGCAGGCUACAAUCAGAUCCCUGGAGGCUGAAAAGCAAUCAGCUAAGCAACAUUCUGAUCACAUGGAAAAAGAGUUACAGUCAACUAAUGAACAAAAUACCCUCCUAAUCAGUAAACUGCACAAAGCAGAGCGAGAAAUUAAUGAAUGGAAUAGAAAAGUAGAAGAACUUAAGCAUUCCAGCAAAUUGGAAAUAACAGAUAUUAAACUAGAAGCAGCAAGAGCUAAGAGUGAGAUAGAAAGAGAAAGGAACAAGAUUCAAAGCCAGAUGGAUGUAUUACAGUCAGACAGUGAAAUUCUCAAGUCAGCUGUUGAACGUCAAAAAAUACUUUUAGUAGAAAAAGACCGUGAAUUAAUACGUAAAGUUCAAGCUGCCAAAGAAGAUGGUUUUCAGAAACUUGCAGCACUGCACGAUGAAAAGAUAGAACUUGAGAACAAAUUAGCAGAUUUAGAGAAAACGAAAGUGGAACAAGAUGUCUGGAGGCAAUCUGAAAAAGAUCAGUGUGAAGAGAAAUUGCGUGCAUCACAGAUGGCAGAAGAAUCGGCCAGAAGGGAACUUCAGAGUAUUAGGUUGAAACUUCAACAGCAGAGUAUUUACACUGAGAAUAUAGAAAAAGAGAAAACUGAAAAUUCUGAUCUUAAGCAGCAAAUUAAUGAUUUACAUCUACAAGUGACCUCCCUUACUCAGUCACAGAGUGAUUUGCUAAAUUCUAAUCAAAUGCUGAAGGAAAUGGUGGAAAGAUUAAAACAAGAAUGCCGAAAUGCAAGAAGCCAAGCUGAGAAGGCCCAGCUAGAUGCAGAAAAGAUUUUGGAAGAAAAACAGAUAGUUUGGUUGGAAGAAAAACACAAGUUUCAUGAACGUGUUACUGAGAGAGAAGAAAAAUACAAGCACAUCAAAGAGAAACUGCAGCGAGCGGCAAUUGCACAAAAGAAGAGAAAAUCCCUGCAUGAAAACAAAUUGAAGAGACUGCAGGAGAAAGUAGAGCUAUUGGAGGCAAAGAAAGAAGAAUUAGAGACUGAAAACCAGGUGUUAAACAGACAGAAUGUACCCUAUGAAGACUAUACCAGACUUCAGAAACGACUGAAGGAUAUACAGCGAAGACACAAUGAGUUUCGGACUUUAAUUCUGUUUCCAAACAUGCCAUCUGCAACAUCUCACAACCCUGUUAGUUUUCUCUCCUCAUCAUCCUUGGUUCCUGGUGUGGAAACAUCCUUUCCUCCUCAUCUUCAGGAAGAGCAACAUCAAAAGGAACUUUCUCUUCUUCGCAAACGAUUGGAAGAUUUAGAAACCACACAAAGGAAGCAACUACAGGAACUUGGACCUCCUGGAGAAUGAGACAAACUAGGAUAAGCAGAAAAAAAGAUGUGGAGAAAUGGCCAAUUUUAUCACAGUUGUAAAAAUGCUCAUGUAUAUUAAUGACUCAAAGCAAAAACAACAGAGCACUUAUUUCAGAGGUAACAUGACAAGGCUAUUAACUAAUACUUUUGAGAUUUAAAAAUCAGGAUUUAAAAUACUGUUUGCCCUAUUGCGUUUUACCUUCAUAGAUUCUUAAUCUUGAUGGCAUGACUAGUUGUAUUUAUCAUUGUCACUUCCUGAUAUAUUAAUUUUUGAAGAAAGGUGGCACUUUAGAGCUCAGCAUGCUAAAAAGAGUGUUUUGGUUAUGAAUGUUUGCUUUUUUAAAAAAGUUGAUUGCACAUAAAUUUAUUGAAGGUUUAAUAAAUAUUUUUUUAAUCCA
Molecule: messenger RNA, 2813 nt
Organism: Tachyglossus aculeatus (Australian echidna)
Lineage: Eukaryota; Metazoa; Chordata; Mammalia; Monotremata; Tachyglossidae
Gene: CEP83
Product: centrosomal protein 83
Exons: 18
Coding region: 305-2413 (702 amino acids)
Cellular component (GO): centrosome
Source: RefSeq, a predicted model, not a curated record